GUGCUGUCCCCGGAUAACAGGACACUCACCAUAAUCAAAGUCACAAGGGAAGACCAAGGACCCUAUAAGUGUCAAAUCCGGAACCCAGUUAGUUUUAAUGAGAGUGAAUUCACACUGAAUAUUGCCUAAAGAACAACCAAACCUAACCUCACAGCCAACAGAACCAGCGUCAUAGAGAAUGACACUUUGGUCUUCACAUGUGGCACAGAACAGGCAGAAGUGGACAUUCUGUGGUUCUUCAAUAAAAAGUCCCUGAUUCUCAAUGAGAGGAUGAAGCUGUCUAUGAAGAACCAGACCCUUAUCAUCCAAGUUGUGAAGCGGGUGGAUGCUGGGUCCUAUGAAUGCGAAAUCCGGAAUCCAAUCAGUUCCAACAGAAGUGACCCCAUUUCCCUGACUGUGAACUAUGGACCAGACUACAUCACAUUUGUUCCAAACUCCGAGAAAGGAGAGAUUGACGUCAAACUCAAAGGCUCACUGACGUUAGAGUGCCAUGUUGAGUCUUACCCACCUGCCCAGUAUAUAUGGCAAGUCAAUGGUACCGUGAACUCUGCCUUCUCUAAUAAUACCUAUGUCAUCAAAAAUGCAACUCAGGAAGAUUCAGGAGAGUAUACAUGUGAGGCAAAGAACAAUGUCACCAACUUGUCAGUCUCUAAAAGCAUCACAGUUAAGGUGGUUGAAAAUCCUUCAGGAGGAAGUAAUGGCUCCACACUCUCUGGAGGGGCCAUUGCCGGCAUUGUGAUUGGAGUUCUAGCUGGAGUUGCUCUCAUUGGGGGCCUCAUCUAUUUCCUCUUCUUCAGAAAGACUGGAGGGGCCAGCGAACAUCAUCCUACAGAGCACAAAUCCUCAGCACCCAACAACAGUCAGACCUUCUCUGACAGCUCACCUAAAAUGACUGAGGAAGUACCCUAUGCCUCCGUGAACUUCAAUGCCCAGAAACCAGCUGCCAAGACUCAGUACCCAUCAUCCAUGGACACCGUUUAUUCUGAAAUCAAAAAGUAAUGAACUGGUCCUUUUUCUCUGCACUAUGGACAGAUGUAUUUAUUGUGAUCUUCCUUCAACUUCUCAAGUCCUGAGACUCCAACCUUGUAAAGCCCAGCUCUACCACA
Messenger RNA from Sarcophilus harrisii (Tasmanian devil), 1106 nucleotides. Its product is annotated as carcinoembryonic antigen-related cell adhesion molecule 1. The transcript has 7 exons. The record is from RefSeq and is a predicted model, not a curated record. Bases 271 to 999 code for a protein of 242 amino acids. Lineage: Eukaryota; Metazoa; Chordata; Mammalia; Dasyuromorphia; Dasyuridae.